UUUCAGUCGGCUUUGUCCUUCCUUCCGCUAUCUAUGAGUUACCGUUUUCUUCAUUAGGAGAAACAACCAUCUCCAAGCAGCAACCUACCAUACUGAAAAAUUCAAACUUUGCAGAGGAUUUUGAUCAUGCAAUCAAGAAACCCUGCUAGUUUAUUGCAGUGAAUUUCCUAUUUUGAUGACUGUGCUCAUCUACCUGCAUGUAAAUAUUCCACUGAAACAUCCAUCACUAUUUUUGAGGGCACACUGAACAACAAACAUGAAUCUCUUUGCUUAGCCCUGCCCACAAUUGUGAUUGGUUUAAAAAAAAAAAUACAAAGAAGUCAAACUAUUUUUCCCCAAGAGCAGAAUGAUGGUCUGGUACAAGGGUUUAGCUGGAGAAGGGGGGCUUGGAGCCUCUGUGUCAUGCUCCCACGAUCUCUUUGCUGUCAAGGGGAGUGGAAAGGGGCGUCGCUGUAGCUCACAGCUUAAUAACUUCAAGCAACACUAAGUGCCUCACUUGUAGUGAAAGAAAGACAGAGUGAGGCUAAGUCUUUAUGAGGAACGGGCUCAUUCUACCCAAGGAACAAGCAUGUUCUCCCAGUUUAGAAAUCAUCACUUGACAGAAUUGGAAAAGUGCUCUGCUGCACUUGAAUGAAGUUCCAAUAGGAAAGCGUUGACUAUUGCUGCUGCUUAUUGGACACUGCACAGACGUCAUCUCAGGUACGACAUUUUCAGGAUGGUCUUUACAGAAGACUGAGUUCACUGAUAAAAUAAUAAACAAAAACAAGAAAUGUGGAGUGACUGACUGGUGAGGAUUCUUGUCAAACCAGCCACAAAGCAAAGGGAUAUAAGCAAACAGACAAGUGGAGAAACUGUGUUGGUUUGGACGCACGAGGACUGUGCUAUGAUUCUCACUGUGGUGGUUUUGCGUGGUCUCCUGUUGCUCUGUGGACCGGAGUCAACUCUCCAGGGAGACACUCAGGAAUUUGGGAACAGUGAUGACAUACAUGAGACAGAGUUCGUCUAUGCAUCAAAACGGCAAAAACGUGCCGUUGUCGACUACAGCGGCUCUCAAACAGACAAAUGUUCUUACACCUUUAUUGUCCCUCAGCAGAAAAACAAGGGAGCCAUCUGUGUGAACUCCAAGGAGCCUGACGCCUUGCUGGAAAACCGGGUCAACAUGCAGGAGCUGGAACUCCUCAACAGUGAAUUGCAGAGGCAGCAACUGCAGAUUAAGGCGCUUCGGCAGCUGGUAGAGGUCGACGGAGGUGUAAUCAAUGAAGUUAAACUGCUACGCAAGGAGAGUCAUAACAUGAAUUCCCGAGUCACACAGCUCUACAUGCAGCUGCUGCAUGAAAUUAUUCGUAAACGAGACAAUGCUCUGGAGGUGUCACAGCUGGAGAUCCACGUACUCAACCACACAAACGAGAUGGGGAGGCUAGCUUCACGAUAUCAUGAGCUAGAACAUAAGUAUCAGCAUCUGUCAGCACUUACAAGCAACCAGAGUGCUCUCCUGGUGCAGCUAGAGGAGCACUGUAAGCAGGGGGGAUAUUUGCAUCGUGUGGCACAGGAGCACAGGCAUCCUAUCCAGCCUCACUCUCCUGCAAUCCCCCCACCUCCUCUGCCUGCAUUGUCUCCUGGAGGCUACAGACCCUACCAUCCACCCACCUAUACCCGUCACACCAACAAUCCCAUGACUAAUGAUAUACAGAGUGACCAGAAUGCCAAAGCAUUACCACCUCCACUGUCCACAAUGCCAUCUGCAACAUACAGCUUGACAAAUGAGCCUUCUGGGCCUUUCAAAGACUGUCUAGAGGCUCUGGACAAUGGAUACACCACCAGCAGCAUGCAUCUCCUAAAACCAGACAGUGGCAACCGGCUCAUGCAGGUCUGGUGUGACCAGACACAGGACCCUAGUGGCUGGACUGUCAUUCAAAGACGCCAGGAUGGCUCUGUCAACUUUUUUAGGAACUGGGAGACAUACAAGCAAGGGUUUGGAAACAUUGAUGGUGAAUACUGGCUGGGCCUGGAGAACAUCUAUUGGCUGACCAAACAGGGUACCUACAAACUGCUAGUGACACUUGAAGACUGGACCGGACGCAAGACCUUUGCAGAGUACGCAAGCUUCCGUUUAGAGUCUGAGGCUGAUUCCUACAGGCUACGAGUCGGCCGAUACAAUGGCAAUGCUGGAGACUCUCUGACCUGGCACAAUGGCAAGCAGUUUACCACACUGGAUAGAGACCAUGAUGUCUACGCAGGAAACUGUGCCCAUUACCAGAAGGGAGGAUGGUGGUAUAAUGCUUGUGCUCAUUCCAACUUGAAUGGUGUGUGGUACCGUGGUGGGCAUUACCGCAGCCGCUACCAGGACGGAGUGUACUGGGCUGAGUUCAGAGGAGGAACUUAUUCCCUAAAGAAAGUGAGCAUGAUGAUACGACCCAGUGCUAACACUUUCCAUUAACAGCUCAGUCUGUUAAAAGUGAAGCGAGUUUACUGGACAUUUCCUGUCAAUGGGCUCCAUUUCUGUACCACAAAAACAGGCAUCCUUGAUUUGAACUUUCAUUUUUUGUUGGUUGCUUUGCACUCGUGAUAUAAACUCAAGCUGUAAAUGCUAUGUAGUGACACAGUUGAAGCCAUGCACAACUUCUACAUUUUUCUACAGGUACAGGUUUUAUGUUUCUUGUUGAGCUCACAAAGUCACAUUGCACACAUAACAACAAAAGCACACACAUAGAAUUAAAUUAAUGGAAUUUCUUGUCUGUAUAACCUGCCUUUGUCCAGGUUUUUAUUUCGGUUUUGUUGCUUUUAUUGAUGUGCUUGUCAACAACAUACAGUAAAUUCUGUAUUAUAUGAAACUUACGAUUUCCUUGUCUGUUAUGAACUGAAAAAAUGCACACUAUUGCAAUUACGUAUAAUUGCAAAAGAAUAAUUGUAAUUGCAUAGCAAAGAGAUUUAUAUCCAGGGAAAACUGACUGCUGGUAACAGAGUGAUACUUCUGGUUGCUAUCGGUGCUAGUUACAUAUGCAGUAAAUUAUGUAUAAAUAAUAUAUAUUGGGAUUCAUUUUACAGGAGAGAAAUCUGUUUUUGUAUUUUCCUACAAUCCAUUUCAUUUACCAGACUAAUUUCCUGUCUUUUACACCUGAAACAUAUGAAAGAAUUUAAUCAGUCAGGUAACAUGAUGGAUCUGUUGAUCAUUUAGAAUGUAAACAAAGUGCAAAGUUCAAUAUUCCAAACAAACGUCAAAAGGUCGAGAAUGUGGACUAUAACAUUCAUGACAAAUGUGUCACUAAAUACAACGAAUAUGAUUCUUUAAGUGAUGUGAAUGCACAGGUGGAUUGCAAUGAUUUUACAAUAUCUGACAAGUCGUUAUAGUGAACUUUCGGGAAAAACAGUUAUGCUAAGGACCCUGUCAGAUGAUUUUAUCAACUAUUAAUUUUUAAUCAACUAUUACUAGGACCAUUACAAAUUCUCGAUUAAAUGAUCAGUAUUGGCACGAGAUGACCACUUACAUACAUGGAUGGGCCUCAAACUGCAUAUUUCCCACAAAACGACAAAAAAUGAAAACAAAACUAAACCAAUCCAGGUAAACCAAUGCCUCUUUACAUUACCACAGAGCUUAACUACUCUUUAAAGAUACCAGCUCCAAGGUACUGAGACCUACCGCCACAUCUGUUUAUUAUGGACACUGUGAGUUCAAUUAAAGACUUCUAAUGUAGACAGAAUUUACAAAACAUAAAAAGCAAAGAUAGAAUCUCACUUGAGUUUUUUUUGUUUUGUUUUGGGGGUUUUUUUUAGGCAAAAAGAGCUAAAAAAUAUAUUUAAACAAAAACUAAACUGAGUAUGACCUAUUAUUCCCUCUGUCUACCAAAUGUUUUCUGGUCUGAAAAAUCCGACACUGUAUGAGUAUGUAUAUAUUCUGCUUCAUUAUGAAUUUUUUAUAGUCUGUAUGUUGUUGAUUUUACAAUAAAGUAUGUACAGCUUC
This is a messenger RNA of Acanthochromis polyacanthus (spiny chromis), 3958 nucleotides long. RefSeq names its product angiopoietin-related protein 2-like. NCBI's taxonomy places the organism in Eukaryota, Metazoa, Chordata, Actinopteri, Pomacentridae. The record is from RefSeq and is a predicted model, not a curated record. The transcript has 5 exons. The coding region runs from base 884 to 2437 and encodes 517 amino acids.